Cucurbitaria berberidis CBS 394.84 is the source of this 1960-nucleotide messenger RNA. Its product is annotated as alpha/beta-hydrolase. NCBI's taxonomy places the organism in Eukaryota, Fungi, Ascomycota, Dothideomycetes, Pleosporales, Cucurbitariaceae. The transcript has 4 exons. The record is from RefSeq and is a predicted model, not a curated record. Gene Ontology annotation, molecular function: hydrolase activity. Bases 281 to 1726 code for a protein of 481 amino acids.
CGGUCAUCUGCUCCUUUUUUUCCUUGCCUUCACGCGCGUCGUAAUGGCCGCUUCAAAGAAUGCAUGGCACCCGCCCUGAUGUUUGAUUGAAUGUUUGCUCGUCCUUGACAAACUGUCUCAUUACCACCAUCACCAUCAACACUGCUCACAUCGCUUUAAUUUGGCGACGACGGUCCAUUGACACCUCAAUUCUUGGGUCGGCUCCAGAAGCUUUGGCUCGCUUGAUUACCCCGUCAGCCUGAAUUACUUCACGGCACUUUGAGAACAACAACUCACCAAAAUGGCCGGCACUCUCGCAGACCUCGGCUGGUAUGGCUUCAAGCUCGGUUUCGGUCUCUUCAGCCUCGCCAGCAUAUGGAGCACAGCGGCAAUUAAGAGUGGCGCACUGUGGGCCAGAGAUAGCGAGAAGGAGAAACAAGAACUAGCUGCUGCCCAGAAGAAGCACUGGAGUCUUGACCAAGAGCCUCUGCCCGGCUUCAAGCACGCCUUCUUCAAGACCAGCGCAGGACCAAGGCUGCACUAUGUCGUCAAUGAGAAUCUCAAGCUUUCAGCACCAAAGAACGUGGCCAUUUUCAUACACGGCUUCCCCGACUCCUUCCUCCUUUGGCGCCAUAUCCUUCAAUCUCCCGAGCUACUACGAAGCCACAUCCUCAUCGCAGUGGAUCUACCCGGAUACGGUGGCUCAGAUGGCUUGUCUGCAUAUGACUCCUACGAGGUGCUCGAGACUCUAAGCGAAUUCAUCAUCGGCAUGAGGGAGUUGUUCCUACAAGAAAACAAGAAGGUCGUGGUUGUCACGCACGAUUGGGGUGCGAUCAUUGGUGCCAGACUUGCUUCUGAAGCAAAGGAGCUGGCGGAUCAUUGGGUCAUCACAAGCGCACUCAUUCCUCACCUAACAGCAUCGAACGCUGCCGCACAGGUGUCUCUGGCAAAGCAGAUGCUCCAUACGUGGAUCCGAUCGCCUUUCAACAUUCGCCUCCUCAAGAACGGCCUACACGCACUAGGCCCAGUGGUGUCUCAGUUUCGAAGGUCAUUCUACAUCUUCUGCUUUCUUCUACCAUGGCCUUUCAACACUUUCUUCGCAACAUUCGGGAACUACUGGUUCCUGCGCGUUCUACACGAACUUGGGAAAGGAAACCGAAACAAGGACGAGAAGACCUUUGCGAGACUGAACACGACGGAGGCCGCCGAAGCUAUGGCUAUGUCUACUGGUCCUGCAUUGUCCCAAAUUGAGCAAGUAGACGGUAACGGACACCGAUACGGCGACUCUGUGAGGAACAGGAUUAGGGACCGCGGCAUGGCUGAAAAGAUCCGCAUAUAUCGCGAAGGGCUGUUCACCGGACAGUGGCAGAAAUCGCUAGAAACCACCGCUGCGUUAUUCGAAUUGGCCUCGGAUCCCUCCUCCCGACACCAAUCUAUUUCUGGCUCGCUGCUAGGUAACAGCGCGCCACGUGGUGCCUUGCAAACUCCAACAACUCUCAUCCUCGGUGAACACGAUCCUGCGUUCGAUAGACGUCUAGCACUCGGUAACGUCAAAGACUAUCUGGUCAAGGGUAGCCAGGUGGUUUUGGUGAAGGGUGCCGGUCAUUGGCUACCCCUUGAGCCAGUCGGCAGGCGUGUUCUCGAGAAAACCGUACAAUGGGCGCUGGAUGAUAGUUCGGCGGAGUCUGAGAAGAACUCAACGCCUUUUGCGGCGAUGAGCGAUGUGCGCAUUGUCGAGGAGUUGUGAGAUGCGUUGUCAAAGGCGUCAUGAAUUAAUGGACAUGAGCGUUGAAAUACUGCAGACUUCAAGGGAAGGAUAAAUACCACGAAGGCCUACAGAAUUCUACACUUCGGAUCAAGCGAAGGUGACUCAAGGAUGAUUAGAUAGAGAUUUUACAUCUACCAUCCACAUAGCACUGCUACGAUACCGUUGUAAGGAACAAUGAUAGCAUAAAUAAAACAAUAUACCGAAAUUAUACAU